GAUUAAUUUAAGCUGGUGGAUGAUUUCUAAGGGCUUGUGAAAGGGAAGGAGGGUGGAAUCAGUUCAGUGUGGGAGAGAGAGAUGCCUCCUGAUUAAUUUGUUCCACUAUAUUCAUUCCAGCCUGCGCCCAACUAGUCGUGGCGUCCGAGCCUUUUCACAGGAGAGAAAGAGAAGGAUUGGCCACUCGGAUCGCUACUUCAAGAAAAAGAAGGAGAAAAAUGAAAGGAGGUCAUCAAGAUACUCUCCACGGCGGAGGGGGUUGGUACGCCGUGGCGCCGGAGAUGGAGCGUGGGAAGCGGAAGACGACGAUGGGGGCGGCUGAGGAGGGCGGUGAGGUCGACGAGCUGCUGGCAGCGCUGGGGUACAAGGUUCGGUCGUCGGACAUGGCCGACGUUGCACAUAAGCUGGAGCAGCUGGAGAUGGCCAUGGUGAGCAGCGCCGCCACAAACGACGACGCCCUCCUAUCCCACCUCGCCUCCGACACCGUCCACUACAAUCCCUCUGACCUCUCUACCUGGGUGGAUAACAUCCUCUCCGAACUCAACGCCCCUCCUCCCCCUCUCCCCACGCCACCACCCCUGACCUCCGCCGACGCCUACGACCUCAAACCACUCCCAGCUCUUCCCGCACCCGCCGACCCGCUCGUGUUGGGGUCCGAUCUCCAGUCCGAGGUCACGCCGUCCCCGAGAGACAGGAAGAGGAUGAAGGUCUGCAGUUCACCUCCGUCGUCGUCGACGACCACGGACACGGCAACUUCUGCCGCGGCGGCGAUGCCGGUGGUGGUGGUAGACUCGCAGGAGGCCGGGAUCCGCCUCGUCCACGCCCUGUUGGCGUGUGCGGAGGCGGUGCAGCAGGAUAACCUCAAGGCGGCGGACGCCCUCGUGAAGCAGAUCUCGGUGCUGGCCACGUCCCAGGGCGGCGCGAUGCGCAAGGUCGCCGGGUACUUCGCGGAGGCCCUCGCCCGCCGAAUCUACCGGCCGCAGCCCCGGGGGGGCGUGGGAUGCUGUUCCUUCGACUCCGUGGCCUUCGACGAUAUGCUCCACAUGCACUUCUACGAGAGCUGCCCCUUCCUCAAAUUCGCACACUUCACCGCCAACCAGGCUAUCCUCGAGGCCUUCGCCGGCUGUCGCCGCGUCCAUGUGGUCGACUUCGGGAUGAGGCAGGGGAUGCAGUGGCCUGCCCUCCUCCAGGCUCUGGCCCUCCGUCCUGGUGGCCCGCCCUCGUUCCGCCUCACCGGCAUCGGUCCGCCGCAGCCGGACAACUCGGACGCACUGCAGGACGUGGGAUGGAAACUUGCGCAGCUUGCAGAGUCCAUCCGCGUCGACUUCCGCUACCGCGGGUUCGUGGCCGCCAGCCUUGCGGAUCUGGAGCCCUACAUGCUGCUCGAUCAAGACGCCGACGGCGGUGGCGGAGGGAAGGACGAGGAGCCGGAGGUGGUGGCGGUGAACUCGGUAUUCGAGCUGCAUCGGCUGCUGGCGCGGCCAGGGGCUCUGGAUAAGGUGCUGGGGACGGUCCGGGCGGUGCGGCCACGGAUCGUCACGGUGGUGGAGCAGGAGGCGAACCACAACGGAGGGACGUUCCAGGAGCGGUUCACGGAAGCACUGCACUACUACUCGACCAUGUUCGACUCGCUGGAGGGCGGGGCAGCGGCGGCGGGUGCGGACGAUGGUGGGCCGGACCAGGCGUUGUCGGAGGUGUACCUGGGGCGGCAGAUCUGCAACGUGGUGGCGUGCGAAGGGGCGGAACGGACGGAGCGGCACGAGACGCUGGCACAGUGGCGGGGGCGGAUGGACCGCGCCGGCUUCGAGCCCGUCCCCAUUGGCUCCAACGCCUUCAAGCAGGCGAGCAUGCUGCUCGCCCUCUUCGCUGGCGGUGACGGGUAUAGGGUGGAGGAGAAGGACGGCUGCCUCACCCUCGGCUGGCACACCCGCCCCCUGAUCGCGACCUCCGCCUGGCGCGUCGCCGCACCCGCCGAAGAUCCUCUCUCUGCCUCGGCCGCGCGCUGAUCAUCACAAAAGCGACACCAUCUUUCUCAAUCUGAAGGCAGAACGCAGGUCAGCCGUCCGAUGGGUAUCUCCCGAUCCGAUCGUCUUCCCCUUUGGCGGUGCGGUAUAACAGGCGCAGUCGCUGGCGUAGGCCCGGCUCGGGGGCGCAGCGGGCCCCGUCUUCCACUCCCUCUCUUUUAUUAUCAUUAUCAUAGAAUGUAACUUGAGCUCCUCCUUGUUCCCUCAAUGGUUGAUCUACUGGGAUUACCUGAAUAUAAUCUCAUCCACUCUUCUUGUCUGGCAAACAA
Molecule: messenger RNA, 2293 nt
Organism: Musa acuminata AAA Group (dessert banana)
Lineage: Eukaryota; Viridiplantae; Streptophyta; Magnoliopsida; Zingiberales; Musaceae
Product: DELLA protein SLN1-like
Exons: 2
Coding region: 219-2006 (595 amino acids)
Biological process (GO): regulation of DNA-templated transcription
Cellular component (GO): nucleus
Molecular function (GO): sequence-specific DNA binding; DNA-binding transcription factor activity
Source: RefSeq, a predicted model, not a curated record